Molecule: messenger RNA, 1092 nt
Organism: Acytostelium subglobosum LB1
Lineage: Eukaryota; Evosea; Eumycetozoa; Acytosteliales; Acytosteliaceae
Exons: 3
Coding region: 1-1092 (363 amino acids)
Source: RefSeq, a predicted model, not a curated record
AUGGAUCAACUACCAUUGAUUAUCAUUGGCAAGAUAGUUGGAUAUCUUGAACUGAUUGUUGAUAGGAUGUUUGUUACAUUGUUGUAUAUCAUCAACAAUAACUUCAUUCUAAACAGACGUCAAAUAACAAUCGACAUUCAAACCUUCGCUCAACAAGGUCUAACACCAGACGACCUAAAGAGACAGGCUUAUCUGAGAACAUUGAACAUUGACAGUCUAAGGAAGGUCAACUUCCGUUAUUCUAUGGGUAGGACAAGUCCAUUCUCGGAUAUGAAGCAACAGGAGAGGGAGAUCAAGGGUAUCAUCGAUCAGUUUAUUGAUCAACGAUCCGACGUAAAGGUUAACUUGAGUGUCAUUCGAAUUGAACCAUUCUCUUUGUUACAUCUGCCCUUGACAAGUCUGUCCAUCUAUGAUACGACGGUCAACUUUGACCAACUUCCAAUUACACUCACACAUCUCAAGAUGGUUGGCAACACGCUCACACAGCCACUAAACAUCAAUGGUCAACUAUCAAUGAGCUUGAAGAUAUUGGACAUCAAAAAUGUGCAUAAUUGGAACCAUCCAAUCACACCUGGAUCCCUGCCAAGCACGCUGGAGAAACUGUUGCUUCCGAACUUGUUUAAUCAUCCCAUCACCGCUGAUGCACUGCCCUCUUCACUGCUCACUCUUGGGUUUGGGGAGACAUUCCAUCAUCCACUCAAUUAUACUGGACAAUUACCGCCCUCACUAACCAUCCUUGAUCUAAGUCGUGUCCGCGAACCAUAUAUUUACCCCUUGCUCAGUCUCCCUACCAGCCUCACAACCAUCUAUCUGCCCAGAUUGUACCGUGGUGUGAUCUAUCAUACACCCCUGCUGCACCUGUACGCAUAUGACUGGACUAUCAUCGCCGGCACACAAUAUCCCAAUCUCAAGUCGCUCUCAAUCAAUACAUACAAAUAUGGCAAUAAUGAUUUGGAGCCACCUUGGACUACACUGUUUCCAAACAUGGAAAAGUUGAUAGUGAAGGACUUGAUGAAACCUCUGGACAUCUCAACAAUGCCAAUGUCCCAACUGAGACAUUGUAGUCUGCUUAGAAAUGUACGCCAUGAAUAA